This is a messenger RNA of Corythoichthys intestinalis (scribbled pipefish), 2506 nucleotides long. RefSeq names its product NADP-dependent malic enzyme, mitochondrial-like. Bases 323 to 2137 code for a protein of 604 amino acids. The record is from RefSeq and is a predicted model, not a curated record. Gene Ontology annotation, biological process: malate metabolic process; pyruvate metabolic process. Gene Ontology annotation, cellular component: mitochondrion. Gene Ontology annotation, molecular function: NAD binding; malate dehydrogenase (decarboxylating) (NADP+) activity. The transcript has 14 exons. Lineage: Eukaryota; Metazoa; Chordata; Actinopteri; Syngnathiformes; Syngnathidae.
CUAUUAUAUUUCAAAUGUCAAUAAAUAAUAAUUUAUUUUAAUAGAGAACAGCUUUCAUUAUUAGGAAUGAAAAGGGAGCUUCAAUUUAUCAUAUUUGAUUCAUUUACUAUACUAUAGCCACUACAACGGUGACACCUCUCCCCGCAGAACAUAUCUAAAGUCAAUGUCAAAUGAUCCUGGAUCAGCUGUUUAUACGAGGCCCAACCUCUAAAAUCUACUCAGGCCGAGAAGACAGCAGUGAUUGGAAUCUACCGGAGCCGCUGAUGAAGAAACGCACCUUAGAGACGGCGGCGUCAUAUUAGUAUAAUCCUGUCCAGGCAGCAUGAAUUCGCUCACAAGGAGAGCGGCGUUGCAUCUCUUUCGACGCUCGACCACUGCGGUUGUAGCGGCCGGCGGGCUGCCCUUACAGGCGGCGAAGGUUUGCCAUGGCGGGGCGAGAUGCAAAGGCAGCGUUAGCACCAAGAAGCGCGGCUAUGACAUCACUAGGAACCCCCACCUCAAUAAGGGAAUGGCAUUCACCCUGGAAGAGCGCUUGCAGCUGGGCAUCCACGGCCUGCUUCCCCCUUGCUUUUUGUCCCAGGAUGUCCAAGUGCUUCGUGUCAUGAAGAGUUAUGAAACACGUGUCAAUCCUCUCGACAAGUACAUCCUGCUGAUGACGCUACAAGACAGGAACGAGAAGCUCUUUUACCGAGUGCUCACGUCGGAUAUCGAGGAAUUCAUGCCCAUCGUCUACACGCCAACUGUUGGCUUGGCCUGCCAGCAGUAUGGCCUGGCCUUCAGGAGGCCACGUGGACUUUUCAUCACCAUCCAUGAUAGAGGCCACAUUGCAACACUGCUCAACUCCUGGCCUGAAGAGAACAUAAAGGCUAUCGUAGUGACAGACGGUGAGCGUAUCCUCGGGCUAGGGGAUCUGGGCAGCUACGGCAUGGGUAUUCCUGUGGGGAAAUUGGCGUUGUACACCGCCUGUGGCGGAGUUCGGCCACAGCAGUGCCUCCCUGUGUUGCUGGACGUGGGAACCGAUAACCAGAACCUACUCAACGAUCCCCUGUACAUUGGCUUAAAGCAUAACAGAAUCCGCGGGAAGGAGUACGACGAGCUUAUCGACGAGUUCAUGCAGGCCGUGACGGACAAGUAUGGGAUGAACUGCCUGAUUCAAUUUGAGGAUUUUGCCAACAGCAACGCUUUCCGCAUUCUCAACAAAUACAGGAAUCGCUACUGUACCUUCAACGACGACAUUCAAGGCACGGCGUCUGUCGCGGUGGCUGGGUUGUUGGCAGCUUUGAAGAUCACCAAAGAUAAAUUGUCUGACCACAAGUUCGUUUUCCAGGGUGCCGGCGAGGCCGCUUUGGGCAUUGCUCACCUGCUUAUGAUGGCCAUGGCCAAGGAGGGCUUGUCUCGAAGUGAAGCCUCCAAAAGGAUCUGGAUGGUGGACUCCAAAGGUCUCAUUGUGAAGGGUCGAAGUCAUCUGAACCAUGAGAAAGAGGAGUUUGCGCAUGAGCAUCCCCACUUGAGGACCUUGGAGGAAGUGGUGCACACCAUCAAGCCUACUGCCAUAAUUGGAGUCGCAGCCAUUGCAGGCGCAUUCACCGAGAAGAUAAUUAAGGAUAUGGCGGCCAACAAUGAGCGGCCCAUCAUUUUUGCCCUUAGCAACCCCACCAGCAAGGCCGAGUGUACGGCAGAGCAGUGUUACAAUCUUACAGAGGGACGCGGAAUCUUUGCUAGCGGGAGUCCAUUCAACAAAGUGACUCUGGCCGAUGGGCGCUCGUUUUACCCCGGCCAGGGAAACAACGCCUACGUGUUCCCCGGGGUGGCAUUGGGUGUCAUCGCCUGCGGCGUUCGCCACAUAUCCGAUGACAUUUUCCUCACCACUGCAGAGGCCAUUGCUGACAUGGUGACUGAGGAGCAUUUGGCUGAGGGGCGACUCUACCCUCCUCUCAACACCAUCAGAGAGGUGUCCUUUAAGAUUGCUGUCAAGAUUGUCAACUAUGCAUACAAGAAUAACAUGGCGUCGCUAUAUCCGGAACCAAAAGACAAGGAAGCAUUUGUUCUCUCGCAUAUCUACAGCCCAGACUACGAUUCGUUCACACUGGACUCUUACACUUGGCCGCAGGAGGCCAUGAACGUGCAGGAUGUUUGAUCAUUGCCAGCCUGUUUGUGUCAUACUGCUGAUUUUGUAUUAUUAUUACUUUUUUUAAAUAGUUUAGAUCAGCGUUUCUUUGCAUUACGCACCACUACUGACAGUAUACCUAGGACAAAACAUAACCUUUAAUGUCACACUCCAUCCUCUCAUAACUACUUCAAUACAACAAGUCUUUGUGCCUCUUCCAGAGUCAUCAGUUUAAUCACCUAGCAGCUGUCCCUGCCAAAUUUGUGUCAUUUACUGUAAAUCGGGAGCAGAUUAAGGGCAUCGAUGUGACUUUUUAAUGUGUGAUGAUGAGUCGAAGGUGUGGUUUCAUGCUUAAAGUUUUCAAAAUGGAUAUUAAACUUUAUACUUAAGUUUUCCAAA